Gaeumannomyces tritici R3-111a-1 is the source of this 4791-nucleotide messenger RNA. RefSeq lists its product as hypothetical. The record is from RefSeq and is a predicted model, not a curated record. The transcript is spliced from 3 exons. NCBI's taxonomy places the organism in Eukaryota, Fungi, Ascomycota, Sordariomycetes, Magnaporthales, Magnaporthaceae. The coding region runs from base 1 to 4791 and encodes 1596 amino acids.
AUGUCCCUAAAGUCCAUCUUUGGCGGGGGGCCCGCGGCCAGCGCAGACGCGACGCCCGCCCCAAACGAGACGGAAGAGGCGGCGCCAGCGCCUCCCCAGCCCGUCCCCGACAAGCGAGCCGAGAUCAAGGCGCGGUGGAGGCUCGGGGUAUCCUGCAGCGACAAGGAGUUCCAGAGCAAGGUCGACGAGUUCACGGCCAUGUUCAAGGGGAGGCACCCGCUGCCGCUCGACGAGGUGCUGGACGAGCACUUCACGGAGCACGAGAAGGCCAUGUUCACGCGCGCGCCCAAGGACUCGGAGCUCGAGCGGCUGCAGCGCGGCUACAGCCGCAAGUACCACAGGCUGCUCCGCAGCGCGCGGUUCUGCGGCGCCAAGGUGGCGACGCCGGGCGAGGCCAGGGCCACCAAGCUCGCCAUGCUGUACUUUGGCCUCCCCGUGUCGCCCUGGGACAGCAUGGAGGUCGACCGCGAGCCCCCCAGCGACAGCGAGGACGAGUACGUCGGGGAACGCGAGCCGUCGGGCGCGCUGCGGUGGCUGAACGCGUACACCAAGCGCACCUACGGCAUGCCUGUCGAUCGCAAUGCGUUGGACCCCAAAUGCGAAGAGUACUACGCGCCCAUGGGCACCAACUCCUGCCGCGUCAAAGGUGAUGGCUGGUUUUGGCACUUCAAGAAGGACAUGGCAUCUCUGCGCGGCGGCGGCUCGUAUCAGGUUGCCAGCGACUCGGAAGAUGAGCCUGUACAGCCGACGGGCCCAUUCUGGCGGCUUCACGGACGUCGGGGCCAGGUUGUGUUCCACGAUCUGGACUCGUUUCGCCUUGCCGUAGACCGGCUGCUGGGACUCCGCCAACGCGGCGGCUUUGAAGUCCUUCUAAUCGUGCGCGACGACACCAAGCUGCGGAGCACGCCCGACUAUCAGAAGUUCACAACCGAGACAGAGGACGAAGAUGGCAUCUUCGUGGACUACAUCAAACGCUUGGAUCCGGGGGCAAACAGACGCACCUACUACCUGACCCUGCCCGACAUGGAUUACCCCAAGCCGCCCCAGUGGAUACCCGACAAGAACGACAGGAAUAUCGUGAGAGUGAGGCGGGAGGGCGACGUCAGCGGCGAGGUCGCCUACCUCAACAUAGUGCCGUUUGCGAACCGGCACUUUGCCCUCAACCCGGAGCUUGGGUCCGAGCAGUUCACGUCGUACCUCUGCGACGUGGCCAAGCUCCUCAUCCCCGGCACGACGUCGGGCGGCCAGAGCGUCGUCCACAGAACCGUCCAGGUGCGCGCGGGCAACUUCACGGCCAACAGCGUCGGCGGCCUCAACCUCACCGCGGAUAUCCUCGGCCUCCUCCACCAGCACGCGACGGGCGCCGCCGACGCGGAGCUGACCAUCAGCUGCCCGGAGCCGCAGAAGGACGGCCGGCGGAACUGGCGCAUCUACAUCCCCGGCGUGUGCGUGCCCGACCAGAGCCUCGCGAGCUUCGCCUUCAACCCGCGCAAGGCCAGGGGGAGGCUGGCCGACACCCUGCGCAGGCUCCUGGGGUCCGUCAUGGGCGCCGACUACGACAAGAUCAGCCACGUGGAGAUCUUCUGCCCCGGCGAGCGCAUGCUGCGGACCCUCGACAGGGACGAGCCGGGCCCCUUCGACUUUGACAUCGGCCGGCAGGACGCCGGCGUGGACGAGACCCUGGAAACGUCGGUCUCCUUCACCGGCCUCAUGGAGGAGAAGCGCCCGCAGAACAGGGCCUUUAUGGGCGUCCGGCCCGUGUUCGAGGAGUACACGGCGAUCAUGCGGGGCAGGGGAGGAACGUUCAGCGAGCGCGGCCGACCUAGCUUCAAGUUCGCCACCCCGUCCAAGCGGUGGUCGGGCUGCACGCUGGAGGAGUUUCGGGAGCUGGUGCUCGACAACAGCCUUUGCCCCGAAGACACCAACCCGAACAACAGCGACAUCUACAUCAGCCAAGUCCAGCCCGGCGUCGUCCAGGAGCCCGACUCGGAGAACUGCGUGGCCGGGUCGCGCAACCCCAUCCUCAUACGUCACGACAUGGACGAAGGGAACUGGGCCGUCAUAACGCGUCUCAUCGUCUCAAGAACGCUCUACGUGCAGAGGGCGACCCCAGCGACCGAGGGCGAUCUGGAGGACCAGGAAGCAGCGCCGUAUGGCUUCUCAAACAGGAUGUGGAACUCUGGUACGCAGCGCGACGGACUAUUCCCCCCGAUCCAGCCUAUCGGGCGAGGACUGGUCGGCCCAGCCCGCUCCGACAACGGAACCAAAGCCCAGGGAGCCACGCGCAAGGCGGCCUGGGCUGCAGAGGCGGAGAUGCUCAAGGACCAGCCCGAGCCGGCGUUCCUCCGGCGGCCGCCCACCUACUCCACCAAGUACCCCCUCUCGCAGGCGGAGCGCGACGCGGCGGCGCGCAAGGCGUACUUUCCCGGCCCCAUCUCCGUCUACGAGCAGUCCGGGCCGCGGCUCCCGCAGCCCGGGCCGCCGGUCGAGCAGUUCCUGAACACGGGGCCGAGCGUACCAUCGAUCAGCCGGUCCAUGAUGACGGCGACAGAGCAGCGGCAGCUGUCCAACGCCUUCGUCAAGAUGCGCAACAUCGCCGUCGGCCGCGAGUACGCGUGCCCAUUCAGGGGCUGCGAGGAGACCUUCCGGGUCGGCGACACGGACGCCAUCCACGCGCACGCCGAAAGGUGCCACGCGGUCGAGAAGUGCAACUUUUGCGACGAGCGCCUGUACCGGCACUGGGACGCCGAGCAGCGGCACCGCCACUUCGCCCUCAAGCACGCGGACCUGUUCACAAAGGGGUGGUACGGGGACGUGGACAGGACGGCCGGGCUGGGCCUCGUCUUCGACCAGGGCUACUGCGCGGACCGCGAGCGGGCCUACAACUUUUGCCCGCGCUGCGGCCGCGACCACCGCGUGCUCGGCCGGCACGCCGACCGCGUGCGGCACGACAACACGUGCAACUACAUGAUGGACUACCCCGAGGACCGGCCCUUCUGCUUCUGCGACGACUGCACGGCGUCCACGACGACGCCGCACCCGGCCAGGAGCUGCUGCGGCCGCGAGGCGCGCCGCACCUUCGACUUUUGCGAAGGGUGCGGCGACGCCAACCCGGACGGCGGCUGCCCGCACCCGGCGUCCAAGUGCACCGCCAAGGACUCGCGCCACGUGGGCAGGGCCCCCUACUGCAGCAAGUGCGGGCUCGCCCUGGCGCCCUACAGCAAGGGGUACCGGGACACGCACGCGCUCUCCUGCCGGGGCUUCAACGGGACCCCGGACGCCUUCUGCCCCUGGUGCGGCGUGGCGGCCAGCCACUCGAGGCGGGACUGGCUGGCACAUCUGGGCGGCUGCGCCAAGAACACGGGCGGCCACGAGGGGCCCGUGGACCUGGCCUCGGGCAGGCCGUGGGACGCGCUGCUGGUUCACGUCGACAGGCGCGCGUACGACUCCUGCUACCUCGCCGGCAAGCCCAAGUCCCCCUGGUGCUGGACCUGCGGCGCCGACAUCAUACCCCACACCGGCCAGGGCCACUGGGACCACUUUGCAACGGAGCACCCCGGCAAGGGCCUGGAAGAUUGCCCCUACUGCGACGAGGUGGUGCCGUUCGCGUCGCUUGGCUGGGGCAACGACGAGAGGGGCACCGCCAAGAAGAUUGCGCACCUGCAGCACCACAUCGAGUGGGCCAGGGAUGUGUUUGACGAGAUCAAAAUCUACGGCGAGGGUCACCACGCCUACCUCGGAGGGAUGGACGACCUGAUCGACAGGAAGUAUGGGACUUCCGGAAAGGCCGACACCAGCGACCAGCCCGAGACUCGUCCCUUCCACCGAUCAAAAUCAUCCCAGCCCCGGGGGAGGGGGAUCUCCCCGGCGGACGUCAACAUGCGGUCCCCCGCCAAGGCGGCCCGCGGAGGUCGCGGCGGCGCCCGCGGCGGACGGGCCGCGGCUGCGGCCACAGGUCGGGCCACGGCGCCGCCCGCAAAGGCCAAGGCCAAGGCCAAAGCGAAGAGCAAGCCCGCAGUCACCGUCGUCAACUAUGGCAGCGAGGACGAGGAGCUCUUCGGGACCUCGUCCGAGGAGGACGACGGCCCGCACCCGGAAUUUCCGGACGACGACGGCGACUACGGGAUGAGCGAGCCGGGCGAGAAGGCGGCGGCGGCCAGGCGGCACGGGCCAGCCGACCCGAGCUACAAGCCGCGCAAGCCGUCCGACUGGGACGACCCGGAGCUCAUCAAGGAGGCCGUCUUCGACCCGCCCGUCGAGGGCAGCCCGGGCCUGCCCGCCGUCGCGGCCGGCGACUGGACCGCCGGGCCCGUCGACGACAAGGCCCCGCCGCCCGCGAGCCCGACGGUAAAGCGGAAGCGCGCCCCCGCCGCUGCUGCUGCUGCUGCCGCCGGCGACCCGCCCGCUGCGGCCAAGGCCACGCCGGCGGCCAAGAAGCGCAAGGCCGCCGAGGCGGCGCCGGGGAAGACGCCGGCUGCCAAGAAGGUGACGACGACCACGGCCAAGAAGGCGGCGGCUAAAAAGACGGUGGCGACGCCUGCCGCUAAAAAGGCGGCGGCAACACCCGCGGCCAAGAAGGUGGCGGCAACACCUGCGCCCGAGAAGGAAGCGGCGACGCCUGCGACCAAGAAGGCGGAGCCGACGCCCGUGACGGUCGUCAAGGCGGCGACGAGGAAGCUAAUGGCCGGCACCGCUCCCCAACCGCCGGCCCUAGGAGUACCGGCGGCUCAGCGGACGACACGGUCGACUAGCCGGGCGCUGUCUGAGGCUGCGUCGUCAGACGCACAGUGA